UUCUGAAACAUUUGAGCCGCCGGAAGUUGGAGUUUCAUGAGUAAAUUAAUUCAACGUUGUUGUGUAGAGGUGUUGUUUUUUCGGUAUGACAGCUGGACGUGUUUACAACUGGACUGUUGUUGUGCUCACUUGUCAGCACAAAGACAGCGUAUAUGCUUUCCAGAGAGAGUUGGAGAUACGGCAGAAGCGUGGGAUUCUGCCCCAAGGAGCACUGCUGCUCACUGUCCCUGACCCACAGGAUAAUGUCGGAAGUGGAGGAGCGACACUCAACGCACUGCUGGUGGCUGCGGAGCACCUCAGUGCCAGAGCCGGAUAUACAGUGGUGACUGCAGAUGUCUUGUAUGAUGCUCGCAUUCUCAUUUUGCACACGGGCAGAGAUUUUCCCUGGGAUGGCUGCGGUAGGGCUUUCUGUUGGAUGCCUGUUAGUGCAUCUGAGCAAAGUGUUGAAGGACCCGUUUGCUGCAUAGAUCUCUUACUGAACUGCCUUUCAGCUAAGGUGUGUGCUGGCUCUCCACCGGGAGUUUGGGUGUGUAGUACAGACAUGAUCCUGAGCAUCUCUUCAAUGCCAGCCAUGCUGUGGGAGGACUUUACUGGUGUGAGGGCUGUGUCCUUACCUGGUGACAUGUCUUUUGCUGUUAACCAUGGAGUCUACCUCACAGACACAAAGGGUGGAGUGCAGGAUAUUAUCUACAGGGGUUCAGAGGAGAGGAUCCGCUCUGCUGUAUUGCCUAAUGGGAAAGUUCCUCUGGUGUCAGGGCCUGUGUUUUUCUCCAGCUCUGUAUCUGAGAGACUUUUACAAACUCAUGUGACUCCACCGCUGGAUGGCUGCACUUACCUGGGUCUGGACUCAGGAGCUCUACCUCUGCAGAUCUCUCUCUUUCUGGAUAUCCUGACGUGCCUUUGCUCUGACCUGACAGAAACCGAGUUUGUGAACGGAGUGAGAGCAGGUUGUAGUUCACCUAUGGGGCCACAAGGGGAGGCAGUGAAGAGUGCUCGCUCUGUGCUGUGGAGGACGUUGCGAGGCGUUCCCCUUUUUCUGGUACACGCUUUAGACGGUCACUACGAUUACCUGACGAUGUCCGGCAGAGAACAUAUCGUACGUCUGACAGAGGCAGGAUACGAGACACGGAUUCUUUCUCAUGUACAGGAGUUGCAGUGUGUGAGCGAGGGCAGUAGGAUCAUUAACAGUGUCCUGGAAGGAAAGGUGCAUGUUGGAGCAGGGGCUGUUGUGCAGCACUGCCACUUACAGGGUCCAAUUCAAGUGAAUUCUGGGUGCCUCCUUUCCGGACUGGAUCGAACCGUAUCAGAGCAACUACGGCAUCUUUCUCUGACCAGUGACAUCAUUGUGCAGGGGCACAGGGUGAAUGUGGGGGAGCUGAAAUUAACCGUGUUUACAGUGUUUGGGGCACAUGACAGGUUGGAGGCCCAGAGUGAAGAUGUCACUGCUUCAUUCCUUAAUCAAACGUGGAGUCGCUUCUUUAGCAGCACCGGAAUACAGCGAGAGGAUCUGUGGGGAACAGAGAGUGGAGCAGGUCAGACUCUGCUGGAUGCUCGCUUGUUUAUAGCGUUUAUGCCAAAGGGAGGCACAACAGGUCUGGAUGGUGUUCACUUUCUACUGGGAGGCUCUGGGAGUAUAAAGAGCUGGAGAUCAGCAUGGAGGCUCUCUCUUAGGGAGGUGCUGUUUCUCACCGACCAGCAGCGUGAACUACAGUGGAGAGAAGAGCUGCUGUUUAGUGCAGGACGGAGAAGAGCAGCGGACACAUUGAAGAGCCAUGCAGCCCACAACCUUCUGCCCUGUAUGAGAGCAGCAGUGCUGGGAGGCAAGCAGACAGAACUACUGAACACACUCGACUCCGUGGCUGCCGGUAGUCUUGCUGAUCUGGGUGUAGCCGCACGGACAUUGGCAUGCAUCGCUGAUGUUCUCGGUUGCAUGGCUGGUGAGGGAAAGGGAGGUUUGAGGAGUGGCCCUGCUGCUAAUCCAGCCUGGGCUUUUGCUUUCAGCCUCUUGGAGCAGGGCAAGCUAGAGGCUGGUGUCCAGGAGCUGGCCAAUCAGAGAACCCGCUGGAUCAACAGACCAGACCUGCUGGUACGAGCGGCCCGACACUACGAGGGUGCAGGACAGGUCCUUCUCAGGAAAGCGGUGAUAUCCGCUCGCCAGUUUGUGCUCAUUGGUCAAGGCGAGAUGCCACCAAUGGGAGAGUGGCAGGAAGUAGAGUGUCCAGCCAGACUGGAUCUCUCAGGUGGUUGGAGCGAUACUCCUCCAAUUGCGUUUGAGCAUGGAGGCGUGGUGGUGAACGUGUCUGUGAAAGUGGAUGGAGAACGGCCCAUUGGAGCCAGAGUGCGUCGCAUUCCAGAGCUUCAGCUGGUGUUGGUGUGCCGCAGUGGCCCUCCAGACUGCAGCAUGACUACAAGGACAGUGUGUAAUGACCUCACUGACCUCGAGGACCAUUGCCAGCCCCAUGCACCCGGUGCCCUGUUAAAAGCUGUGUGUGUGUGCAGUGAUGUUGUGUGUUUAACGUCUCAUCUGUCUUUGGAGCAGCAGUUGCUGCAACACUGGGGAGGAGGACUGGAGCUGCACAGCUGGUCAAAUCUGCCUCAUGGCUCGGGACUCGGUACAAGCAGUAUCCUGGCAGGUGCGGUUCUGGCAGCUGUGUACAGAUGCACUGGCCGGAGCUAUGACACCGGUUCUCUUAUCCACGCUGUACUACACCUGGAGCAGAUCCUCACCACAGGUGGAGGGUGGCAGGACCAGGUGGGAGGGCUGGUAGGUGGAGUGAAGGUGGCACGUUCCCGACUUACCCUACCCCUCAAAGUGGAGGUGGAGCAACUCGUGCUUCCCCCAGACUUCCUUACUGCACUGCAGCAGCGUCUCCUGCUGAUAUAUACGGGCAAAACACGGCUGGCACGCAACCUACUACAGGAUGUGGUGCGGAAUUGGUACAGUCGUCUGCCGUCUAUUGUGCAGAACACAGAGCAGCUGGUGAAUAACGCUGAGGCGUGUGCACAGGCCUGCAUGGAUGGAUCUCUUAGCAAACUAGGGGACUGUUUGAACCGCUACUGGCAGCAGAAGAAAGCCAUGGCUCCAGGAUGUGAACCAGCUGCAGUGAGAAACAUGAUGGAUGCCCUUGAACCUAUAGCCUACGGGCAAAGCCUGGCAGGGGCGGGAGGCGGCGGCUUCCUGUUUGUACUCACACGGCACGCCCAGGAGGAGGAGAAUGUACGACAGAUACUCAAGAACACACAGGGUCUCUGUGACUUCAGCGUGCACUCAGUGCAGAUCGACAUGGACGGCAUUACAGUCGUACAUCAGAGCACAGGUGAUGUCCAAUGUCCCAGUUAAACUACACAAACACCAGGACUGAGAAAUAUGUACUGCAGUGGUUAAAGGUGUACACAGUGCGAAGAAGACUAAGCAUCAGAAAUCAUUAGAUUUAAGCACUGGAGAACGAUGAAACGAGACUUUUGUUUAAAAGAAAAAUGUGUUUAACGUUAAUUCACGUUUCAGCCGCGUCUCGUUAAUUAAUCAGCAUUUACACAAAAAGCAAAAACGAUUGAUUCACUUUACAGUUUGUAUCAUUGCUCAGUCGCUCCAGCAUUUCUUCUUGUUGCAACCCAAAAUGCUUGAUUUUGCUGCAGUUUUCAAAAUUUGCAAUGCAACAUUUUUUUGUAUCCUUGAUUUUUGUGCUAUUUUGUGUCAAACUACUCGAACAGGCAAAACUGCAAGCACAGGAUUCUUCUUUUAAACAAGACAUUACAUUACACUGUAUGUAACGAUUUUCUGAGAGCCGUACUCAUGUUUCAGAGACGUGAACAGAAGAUGACGCUGGCUGAAUGCUCAUUGUCUCGACCUGAAACUGCAGAACAUCUGCAGUGGCUCUGAAAAUUUUGCAGCUCUUCCGAAAUGUUCUGGAGUUUCUGUGAUCAGAAAAUCGUGAAAUCCUGGAGGGACUGACUGUAAAAUUUUUCGCUCUGGUUUUACGGUUCUGUUUCAUUUCUACUGUAAUAACAGAGACUAGCUCUUUCUUUAAUAGCUGUUAAUUCUUUUAGUCAACAAGAUGUUUUUUUUUCUGUUUGGUUGCAUAUUUGACUCUAAACUCUCCCUUCAUCAAUACAAGACCGUGGCAGGAACCGAAUGUAGAUCUGGACAAAAAUUAAAUGUUGUGACAUAACAUUACAUAAACUUUCUGAAAUGAUGCCACUGCGAAAACAUGUCGUAAUCGAAGCAAAAAGUGGUCCAACAAAAUAUUAUUGUCUGUAUAUAUUUGAAAAUAUUACUCAUACUUUGUUUCAUUUUAAUCAACUUCAUACGUUGUUUGAAACGCUUCUAUUAAAUAAAAUGUUAAGUACUUUGGA
This is a messenger RNA of Tachysurus fulvidraco (yellow catfish), 4353 nucleotides long. It is a transcript of the gene fcsk, whose product is annotated as fucose kinase. Gene Ontology annotation, biological process: GDP-L-fucose salvage. Gene Ontology annotation, molecular function: ATP binding; fucokinase activity. The record is from RefSeq and is a predicted model, not a curated record. The transcript has 23 exons. Lineage: Eukaryota; Metazoa; Chordata; Actinopteri; Siluriformes; Bagridae. Bases 86 to 3340 code for a protein of 1084 amino acids.